AUGGGUUCAUUGAAACGUGAAGAUAUUGGCAAAGCCAUGCGUUCGGUAUACCCUGAGUUCGUGGUCAGCAAGCGACAUGCCAACAGCGUGGCCUUGAUCGAGGAAGACUCUAUUAGUCCCGAGCUGUCUUUCGAGGCCGACGAAGUGGAUCCAGAACUGUCAGAACUCGAGCAGUUUUUAGCAGAGCAUCAGGUUGGCGAGACACCGGAUGAGGCCUUUGAGGAACCUGAUGUGGCUGAGGCCUUAGCUGUCUCAUGGCGCGAACGCCGCAAGGAGAUGACUAAGCUUCAACGAGCUCGCAAGUUUACCCAAGCUGGUGACAUGAAGAGAAGCUUCAAGGUCGAGAUCGAGGAGAUGAAGCGCAGAACGAAGUGUAACAAGUGUGGCCAAAUCGGCCACUGGGCCAGAGAAUGUAGAUCUGCAAAGGGCUCAGGCAAAGGUCACAAGAACAGUUCAGCACCGUCCUCGGCAUCACAAUACCGAACGCCCGAGAACGGUGUGGCAAUGGUUGAAGAGUUCAUUGCUACAGUGAGCAUUGUGACACCUCCUUCAUCAUCAUGGUUGUCAUUGCAGUGGUUGUUGAACAAGCGUGCAAAUGCGGUGACGGCACCAUCUGAACCCGUCGCUUCCAGUACAGAAAUGCUCCUGGUCAGCUCUCCUGGCUGUGGGGUAUUGGAUUCCGGAUGCGGCAAAUCUAUCAUUGGAGCUGACACCCUGAAGGAGUUUGAGGCCCUUUGGACGGGUCGCGGAUGGGAACUUCCUGUCCCCUUCACGGAGACAAAUCAUUUUAAGUAUGGAAACGGCCAUCAAGAGACCUCUGAGUUGGCAGUACGAGUUCCUGUUCGGCUAGGCGGCCGAGCAGGCACAAUCAAAGUUGCCAUCGUCAAGGGCCAGGCGCCCCUUCUGGUCUCACGGAAUGCUUUGAAGUCAUUGAAGGCAGUGAUCAACUUCGCUGACAAUGAGCUGCAGCUGUUUGACGAUCAGGUCAAGAUACCACUGCUGACCAAUCAAGCUGGUCAGUACACUGUUGACUUGCUAGGACAGCCCGAUGACUCCGCUUUGCAGCCAUUUGCCGAAGUCAUGAUCACGCAGCCAUCUAGCACACAGGAGUGUGACACUCCUAACCCUGCUCAGCCGUCCAACGAUCCUGAAUUGUCAUCAAGUUCCACAUCGGCCGCAGGCACGGACGAGUUCGCCCCACAUGCUGAGUCACUAGGUUUUUCCACACGUUCGUACGACCUCAAAACUGGGUUUGAUUUCCGCAAAGCCAUCACUCGCCAACAGGUCAGAGAAGAACUCCGGCUGUCUCCGCCGGAACUCCUGAUCUUGUGCCCUCCAUGUACCAAUGAGGGACAAUACACUCCUCAGUUCGUGCAAGCCGUACUGCAGACCGUCCCCACGUUUCAACAGUACGAAGCCACCAGCCUGGUGGAAUGCGAAGUAGGCAUCAAGGACAUGAUCAUGGGUGGCACCUUCCGCAGUAAGAAUUUCAUCGAUUUGGUUCCUGGUCACUAUCCAACACUGCAACCAGAUGAUCAGGGUGAACAGAGAGCUGAAACGACAGCCUCCGACGCUCCAGCUGCACAAGAAAUUCCUCAGAUUGCUCCCACAGGUGAACAGUCAACUCCUAGCCCAAACGUUGACCAUGAUGUUCCCAUGACUGCUGAAGCCUCUAAUGCUGAACCGGAUACUGCAAUGCCAGAAGUCAUUGACAAGUCGCCGACGCCCAGCCAAGCGAGCUAUGGCCCCAUUCGAUCCAAGCAUCGGGUUCAUGAGAAAUCAGGAGAAGCAGCCCUCUACCGUCCUCCAAUGACUAGACAUGAGGACUUCGUUGAAAUCAUGCGUGAAAUUGUUCCACAACUCAUCGAUCAACAGGUGACAACUUCUUCCGGUUCAAGUAGUGCCUCUGGGAUCAAGCGCGAUUACCCCGAGACGACUGACUCAACCGAACCUCCAACGACUAGGGCCCGACUCGCUUCGGACGAUCAACUGUCGAUAGAGGUCUUGUCAGUUCAGGAUUGUAAUCAACUAUGUCAACUUUGGGACAAGUCCAAAGAUGUUGAAGUGCUCAUUGCUGCCUACCUCCAAAAGCGAGCCGGAAAAGAAAUUCCUUCGACAGGGAACCCUCCGCUCUUGCAACAGGCGGUGGACGAGUCUAAACUGGUAGAAUGGACCACUCUCAUGGAAAAGGGUGCCAUCAGAGUUCAUACUGGAAAGAAAGCAGCAUGGAUUAAGACUCAUCAUCCCGAUCGCUUCAUGGGUAGUCGAUUUGUCAUCGUUCGCAAGCCCUUGGAAGAGAAUCUUCAUUUUGAUCCCGAAGAUCCGAACACCUUUCGUGUGAAGAGCCGCUGGUGCCUGCAGGGGCACCUGGACCCAGAUUUGGACACCAAGCUUCACGAAGGGAAUCAAGCCGCAUAUCCCAUCACGCCUAUUCGUGCCGACGUCAUGGCCUGGAGUCAAAAAGACAAUGAGCAGCUGAGAGCUUUGCUGCACAAGGCUUCACGCAACGGAGUGAAUCCGUUGACAGAUCUCGGCUGGGUCGAAGACGACUUUGAGCUCAUUGGCACUAUGAGUGAUGCCUCUAAGAGGCAAAGUGAUCAGGGUCAAUACCCCAUGAACACCAAGUCCGGUCGAAAGACCAUGCAGGUGCCAGAGCAGGAGUAUGAUGUCAAGGGUCCCUCGACUUAUGCUGCCAAGAGCGACGAAACCCCGUUUCCGUCCACGACACCAGAGCUUAUGUCAGAUGUUCCAUUGCCACCUGGCAUUGUGUCCACCAAGCAGUGGGGCAAUACCAAGAUCUCCUUCGGCAAGUACAAGUCCCGAAACUGGUGCUACCGUGAUUUGAUUGAAUCGGAAGAAGAUGAAGCUCGCAGCUAUGUCAAGUGGUGCCGGCCUCGCCUUGGAUCCUCGUGCGGAGAGCUAAAGGAUUUGAUUGCCUACAUCCAUCGCUUUGAAGCCGAGAGCUCCAGACCAGGUGAAAAGAUGGGUUGCCUGAUUCCCGGCACUGAAGUGCGCCGGUCGUUCAAGUGA
This is a messenger RNA of Durusdinium trenchii, 3030 nucleotides long. Lineage: Eukaryota; Dinophyceae; Suessiales; Symbiodiniaceae. The record is from the annotation of a GenBank genome assembly.